This is a messenger RNA of Coniophora puteana RWD-64-598 SS2, 974 nucleotides long. RefSeq lists its product as uncharacterized. The annotation marks the transcript as partial. Lineage: Eukaryota; Fungi; Basidiomycota; Agaricomycetes; Boletales; Coniophoraceae. The transcript is spliced from 3 exons. The record is from RefSeq and is a predicted model, not a curated record. Gene Ontology annotation, molecular function: hydrolase activity; DNA binding; ATP binding.
GUUCGUUUAGGGAGCUAGAGUAUGAAACGAUUAUCGCGUCGAGUCUGCGUCGACGCACCCUGUCUAUCGGUGCUGUGGAAUUGGCAUCGAUGAAUAAGUGCGUGCUCCCCGGCCCGGGGUCGCAGAGACGUCACAGUGCAGUGGACGGAACUACAGCUGCCUCUCGAGUCGAAUGAUUGAUACCGGAAUCGUUGGUCAGCUGAAGAAUCAUUCAUCCUUACGGUAAAAAACUGCCUUAUAGCGCUGGGUAAGGUGCUGCAUCAGAGAUAAUGGCGCCUAGGAUGUGGAGAUACGUACAAGAUACGUACGCCGGAUCUCGCCGUGACCUACUAUGGUAAUAUCUUCGGAAACUUUCAGCGGCAAGGUUAGAUGAGUAGGCUGUUCCUGUCAGCGGUCUUCUCGGCGCUUAUGUUUAUGAUGCUUCGGUAUGACAUGCCUCGAGCAUGCUGGGCGUACCCUGGGUCUUAUCAUGCGUGCUAGUCGUUGCCUGACGUUCGCCCUAUGCCUCAGUCCCCAUCAUGUCCUACAGUCAGGACAAUGAGACAUGGGCGAAGCUAGCAAACCAUGUGCUUGUUGCCGCGUACAGCAACGGCUCCCCAGAGUCGAGAUGUCUUCCCGGGACUCGCACGCAGCUUCUUUCGGAUAUCACGAAUCAUUUGGAUAAGCAGUCUCGUAAUGUCAUAUGGCUUCACGGAGCAGUUGGGACCGGCAAGACAGCGGUGGCCCUUUCUAUCGUAGACAAACUGAAGAAGGACGAUCGGCUGGCUGGUUGCUUCUUCUUUUCUCGGAAAGACACUCGGCGCCAAUCACUCAGCUCCGUUCUUCCAACCAUCGCCUAUCAGCUUGGUGUCGGCCAUCCCCGUGCACGAGAAGCCGUAGUGCGCGCCCUCGAAAAGGAUCCUAGCCUUCUUAACAAGGAAUGCUCUUACUUGGAGCAACUUGUCCCCCUCUUUGUCGAACCUCUCCAGGAGCUU